GCAUUAGUAUCUUGAGCUUGGUAUAUUCAGCCUGUCACUCAACUCCAGACUCUUCAUCGCGUGAACACUAGACCAUGCCUUCGGCUAUCGUUACUGGUGCUACGGGCAUAACUGGUAGUGCCAUUGUCCACCACCUGUGCAAAGACUCUUCCUAUGACAAGAUUUACUCGCUUUCCCGGAGUAAUCCGGGCUACCAGGAUUCCAAGAUUCAACAUGCAACCCUCGACCUUCAAGCUAGUGCAGAUGAUAUGGCGAAGACUCUUGAGGGCAUCUCCGCUGAGUAUAUCUACUUCUGCGCCUAUCUGGCACGGGAUGACCCUGCGGAAUCAUCUCGCGUCAAUGGCGUUAUGCUUUCAAACUUUAUCGAAGCUCUGGAGACAACAGGGGCAAUCAAGAACUUAAAGCGCUUCGUCCUCACUUGUGGAUUUAAGCAUUACGGUGUGCAUCUCGGUAACUGUAAACAGCCCCUUCUGGAGGAUGACCCCAUCCUGGAUGGUAACAAGGGCGGGGUUCCCUGGCCCCCUAUCUUUUACUACAACCAGGAGCGCAUUCUUUCCGAGGCCGCUAGUCGCGGUCGGUGGGAAUGGAUCGUCACACUCCCCGAAGACGUCUUGGGAUAUGCACGAGGGAACUUUAUGAAUGAAGCUACUGCUCUAGGUCUAUACUGUGCUGUUAGCAAAGUUCUCCCUGGCUCAGAACUGCCGUUCCCCGGGUGCAAAGCGAACUACUUUGCUUUCAACUGCUGGACCUCGGCCAACCUACAUGCCAAAUUCUGUCUCUGGGCUGCGACCGCAAAGAAUGCGGGUAACAACAUCUUCAAUGUGAUGAACGGGGAUACGGAAUCGUUUCAAAAUCUCUGGCCUCGCCUUGCGGCUCGCUUCGGUUGUAAAAUCCCCAAUCCUAUGUUCCCCAAUGGUGGGAUCCCGGACACGAAAGGUUUCAAAGAUUUUGAGUCCACCACAGUUCGGAUGCCAAACAAGCAUCCGCUGACUGUCCGUGGGGUAGACAUUGGCGUUUCUCUCCACCCAGAGAAACAAGAAACUCCAACCUUAUUCCUCCAGGUUGACCCAGAAAAAUGGGCGAAACGGCGCGAUGUCAAUGAAGCAUGGACCAAGAUACGAGAUAUUUACAAACUUGACCAAGUGGCGUGGGACAAGGCUACAUGGGACUUUUUAACAUUUGUCUUGGGCAGAGACUGGAGCUGCGUAGGUAGUAUGAGUAAGGCUAGAAAGUUAGGCUGGACAGGUUAUGCUGAUACUUGGGAUGAGUUGGAGGAGACAUUCAAGAUCUUGGAAAAGGAAGGAAUCUUGCCACCUGUGGAGCAACUGAAAAGAGAUUUCUAAUCAACCUAUUUCGGUCUAUGGUCUAGGGUUAAGUCAGGUUGUGUCGGCAGGGACUAAAUAGGAAAUGUAUGAGUACGCCCUACGCCCUACGCCUCGCUGCACCCUUCGAAGCACGCCCUACAUUCCAAGGCGAACCUGAUGAGGUCUUAGUUUAUGAUAUGCUAUAGUUAUAAUGUAACGACAUAUGAGGGUUAGGCGUUACACACUCUAUGCAGUUUUUCUUGUGAUCGAACUGUUUUAUCGGUUAUGGCUGAGGGGUUUUAUC
Aspergillus caelatus is the source of this 1608-nucleotide messenger RNA. Its product is annotated as SDR family oxidoreductase. The transcript is spliced from 2 exons. NCBI's taxonomy places the organism in Eukaryota, Fungi, Ascomycota, Eurotiomycetes, Eurotiales, Aspergillaceae. The coding region runs from base 75 to 1343 and encodes 422 amino acids. The record is from RefSeq and is a predicted model, not a curated record.